This is a messenger RNA of Puntigrus tetrazona (Sumatra barb), 4641 nucleotides long. It is a transcript of the gene znf644a, whose product is annotated as zinc finger protein 644a. Gene Ontology annotation, cellular component: nucleus. Gene Ontology annotation, molecular function: zinc ion binding; RNA polymerase II cis-regulatory region sequence-specific DNA binding; DNA-binding transcription factor activity, RNA polymerase II-specific. Gene Ontology annotation, biological process: regulation of transcription by RNA polymerase II. Lineage: Eukaryota; Metazoa; Chordata; Actinopteri; Cypriniformes; Cyprinidae. The record is from RefSeq and is a predicted model, not a curated record. The transcript has 7 exons. Bases 258 to 3821 code for a protein of 1187 amino acids.
UCGAGCAAAUAUGGCGGCUUCGCAAUAGAUGGAAAGCUUGAGCGAGCAAAAAUGAAAUGAUUUCACUUCAGUGUUAUUGUCCACAAUCGCAGCUGCAGAAAGGUUGUCAGUGUGAAUGUUUCUCAAGUAAAAUUGCGAAAAGCUUGUGAACUCUCAGGACAGCUGUGGAGAUCAUGUGAUCAUGUCAGUGUUGGGGAGUAGUAUAACUACAUUGAUCAGUAGCGUGACAGUAGAAACGGUCCUUAGGACUCCUAGGAAUGUCUUGUUUGGAGGAGAGUGCCAAAGUAGAGGAAAAUGACACCUCAAUGUCAAGAAACUCUCAGGACCUUUUGAAUAGCGAAACCUUCUGUGCAGAAGGAAGUACAUCAGGACCGUCGGUGCAUUGUCCUCAAGAGACUAUGGCACUGCUCGGUGACCAUGGAGACCUCCUGACCGCUGUUGGUUUUAUGGACUCCAUCUGCUCAGAUGGACCAGCCAAGGCUGCUUACGUCAAUGGAUCCACCUCACCCCAUAUCUCAGAUGACAUUUUGCUGGAUAUUUCAAAAAAUGUACCAGGAUUCCUUCCCAAAUCAUUGCAUGCUCAGAAUUCGGUCACAACCAAUGUCCACUUUGAAGGACCUGAUCCACUCAGAAAAGAGGGGGAAAUAACAAUCAGGCAAACAUUGACUGCGGAGGAUGUUGAGCAUAGGGGCAUAUGGGGCUUUGAUACAGAAUCUCCAGAAAGUUCAUUAGAUAAAUAUGAUGAUGGAAAUGACCUUAACUGGAAUCCCCAAAGAGAAUUUAUGAAGUUCCUGUGGGAUGAUGAUAAUGGUCUCGAAAUGGAGGGAAAACUGUCCCCUGUUCCUUCGCCCAUCAAUCAUAAAAGAAGAGUUCCUUCACCGGCUGGCCAUAAAAGAAGAAAACGUAAGGACAAACUGGUGUUAAAAGUUGAUCCUUCAGAGGACAUCUACCCUGAGUUAAAUUUUGAUUCAAAAAAAGAUCACCUGGGUGAAGGAAGCAAGAUAGAAUGCAGUCCUGUUAAGAAGACACGUUCCCCAAGGAAACCAUCCAAAUUACAGUCACCCAUUGUAAAACGUACCAAGUAUUUUAAUGGAGCUGCUGAGGCAGUCAAACACUUGUUUGCCAAACCAGCGAAACGGCCUAUUAGCAAGAGUCAAAAGAUGGGAUUAAUUAGAGAAACUUUGCCAUCAGACUCAUGUUCUAUUGAGGAACCUAUGUUUUUUCCAAGUAACAGUGAUUUUAAAGACAAAUCUCAAGAACACAUUCAAAUUACUUGUAAUACAGGCACAACUAGUUCAAAGCCAUUCAUAUGUAAGGAAUGUGGACAGUGUUACCAUGAUCAGAGUUCAUUGUUAAAUCACAUAAGUGUUCACCGGGACAAGCGACGAAAAAUUCAGAAAGAAAUUGAGUUGCAUCAAAUUAAAGAUGAAGGUAAAGAUGCCAAGUUGCAGUGCCCCCAGUGCACCUUUGGAACAAACUGUCCGAACACCUUUGUGCAGCAUGCUAAGACCCACGAGAAGGACAAGCGGUACUAUAGUUGUAAUAAGUGUGAUUUUGUCGAAAUGAAUGAAGUUGAACUGAGACGCCAUUUGCUUCAUAAACAUGGCAUCAGUGGGUCUGAUCUGACUGUUUGGAAAUCAGAUGGAUUUCAGGAGCGUAAAGUCAAUAAAUCAGCAUGUCCAAUUUCCUUACCCCGUUCUUUUCAAAGAAAAACUAAAAACAUCAUUGGAAAUCAUGUUGAAGCUUCAUGCCAACCACAGUUUAUAGAAGAACAGGCAUCCUCACAUUCCCUUGACUUUUCUGAUGAAGAACCAUCUCCAACUAACCAGUCAUUCUCUGUUUGCAAUGUUCUUACAUCAUGUGCGAAACCAACAGCAAGGUCGCCAAAAUUGUCAGUAAAGAUCCGAGCAUCAGACAAAAACAAAAGCUUGUCAUCCAAUGAGAAGUGUGAUCAUGUACGAAAGAAAAAAGUGUGGAUUAAUAAAGGUGUCCAAAGUCAAUCAAGACUUGACAAAUCAAUUCACACACUUUUAUCCAGAAAGAAACGUAGAAACCAGAGUGCCUCAGAAUGCAACACUCAUCAGGAUCCUGAUGGAAGCAGUACAAAAGAGUGUCUUGACAGUUCCCUUAUUUGCGAGACCACAUUUUCUGGAACAGGUGCUAGUUCGUCCCCCUUAAAGUAUCUGAAAAGAUCAGCUCAUAGGAACACUAAGGGAACUUCUAAGUCUGAUGAAAACAUUACUUGUUCAGAAGAUGUUGGCAACACCAACUAUAUGCAUAUAAGUUUGGAAAAGCAAACAUUGAAGAAGUCACCGUCCAAAAGGAAAAUGUCUACUCCAUUCCACAAUAUGCAGGGCCAAGAUAUCCUUUUAGAUUUCCCAAAAUGCAGACAAAAUUUGAAGAAACCUGAAACAUCCAAGAGAAAUAAAGAAAUAAUCAACAACGGUCAUUUUAUGUGUGAUUCCAAUGAUGAUCUUGGACCUGAAGAAUGUGAAAGUAGCGAGAAUGCUAAUGCACGUUUUGUUAAAAAACAGACUUCAUCUAUAAAAGCAAGUCUUGGUGCUUCAACUGGUCACUUUGGGAAAAACCACAGUUCCCCAAGAAUGCUUUCUGUCAAAGAUGAAUGCAAGGAUGAAGAAAUCUCGGAAGCAAUCACGGUUGUAAAGCGUGAACCGAGCUCAGAUGUUGAGACAGAUUUGAAGGCUUGUCCUUAUUGUCCUGCUGUAUUUGAGUCAGGAAUUAGCCUCUCUAAUCAUAUAAGAGGACAUUUGCACAGAGUGGGCCUAAAAGUACGAAAUUCUGCAGCGAAGGUGACUGAAAAAGUACCUCCAGUUCGACGACGAACACUACCACAAGUCAAAACAGAAGAGGAUACAUCCCAGACUGAUCGUCCAGCAGAGCUGAAAACAGACUGCCAACAGACAGAGCUCAUCUGUCCUCUCUGUAGGGAGUGGUUUGACACAAGGACCGGGCUGUCCAACCAUGUACGAGGCCACCUGAAGCGCCUGGGCAAACCCUCUUCCACGGCGUCCAAAUCUCCAGUGAUCAUAUUGAAAGAAUUGAUGCGUGACAAGAAACAGUUUCAGAUGAAGCUACAGGUUCUUGAGAAGAAGUGCCGCGCCACCAAUUCUUACCAUCCUAUUAGGUUGAGUAGCGGUUUAACCUUUGCUUCUACUGUCAAACGACAGAAAGAAGAGAGAGAGGAAAAGAAAAGGAUAGACAUUAGUAAAAGCUCACCACCAAGUGAUCUGAUUGGAAUUUUGAAGAAAAGAAGAGCCCAUGAAGAGACCAAAGCUAAGCACCCAUCCCACACAGCGAGAAAGGCUAUUCUUUUAUCUUCAGGCAGAGAUUGUGGCAUGGAGAUUCAACCUUUCAAAGCAGUGCCAAAUUCACUAGCAGAGAAAAGUGAACUCAAUAGAAAAGUGUGUGUGCACUGUAAUACCACAUUCCACAGUGGUGUUAGUCUCUCCAAUCAUUUGAGGGCAUAUGCACAUAGAAAGAAAAAAGCUCUUCUGGAUGGAACUACUUUUGACUGUAAGCUGAGAAAGCAAAGAUCAAGGUCUGGGUCGAAGAAGAAAAUGUACCCCCUGCUGCACACACCAGAAGAAAUCUAUAGACUUACUUGCAGGUUUUGUGAUCUAGUCUUCCAGGGCCCUUUGUCAGUGCAGGAGGACUGGAUAAAGCAUUUACAGAGGCACAUCAUGAAUACUGCUGUACCGCACACAGGGGCAGGGAUGGUGGAGGUCACCUCCUUCCCCAAGGACUCUUGCCCCAACUCAGUACCACAGGCACAACCUUCAGUGAUGCAAAUAUCCUCAUGAGCCCAGGAACACACAAAAUUUGUCCUUGGAAUAUCACUUGUAUGUAAAUUGUUUGGUUUUCAUUUGAAUUUUAUAUUGGCAUCAGUAAGGACUUCCAUUUUUUUUUUUUUUUUUUACUCUUAUUGAGGAUCCAUUGUUAUCACAGACCGCUUUUUAGAUAUUGUUACAUUGUGCUGUGUUCUACAUUGUCAAAGAACGUACAAACGGUGGGUGAAUAUGUUGAGAUUUCGGUGAAACCCACCAAAAAACAACCUUUACCUCAGAUCCUUCUCACACUGAGUUUAAUCUAAGGCAGAUUUAUACUCUACAAAAACUGAUAUAAAACUGUAUGUGGAUUUUAUAACAAGCCAUUUUAAUUUGAAAACCAACUUUUUUUUUUUUUUUUUUUUUUUGUCCCAUCCAUGGAUUUUAAAAGGUACACAUAUGAUGCAUAUGUGCUGAAAUGUAAGUCUAUAUAUAUUUACUUCAGAAGUUUGACUCAUGCCAACACACCAAUCAUUAGGUAAAUCAACCCAUUCUAUUGAUAUUAGCAGUUUUGAACAGUAUGCAUGUCAUAACUCCCUGUUUACACCAUUUCUGGUAACAUUUUGGUUUUUCAUUUAAUACCCUGUUUUGAUUUUAUCUUUAAUCUGUAAGUUUGCCAUGUGUGCAAAAAAAGAAAAAAAAAAAAAAAACAAAAAGAAACAUUAACUGUUACUUGUGUAGGCCAUUUUUUACGGUUCAAAUAUUUUUGUGUAUAAACCUUUUUAGGUAAUUUAUGUGAAAAAAUGUAAAUCACUAUAAACAAUUUUGCUGUUCAGAAUAAAAUGUUUUUGUCGUC